AGGUUCCGAUUGCCUAAUGGCCUCAAGCCCCGGGCCUCAAGCAAGUCCCAAGGCGACUUUAAAUCGAGGUUGGUAUUUUUGGAUCAGUAACUUAACCCUUAAAAGUACUUAGAUAAUUAGAAUGGACGUCAAGAGUAGAAUACAAAAGUACAAUGAAUUCGCGCGCUUUGUUGCAAAAUAAAUGCUUUCUCGCAAUUUAACAAAUCUGCUCUAAUUGCACGGAGCUUUAGAGUUAUCUCGAACUCUGACGAGAAACCGAGAUCGGUUCACCUACCAGUACUAUUAUCGGGCCGGGAAAGUAAAGGACACAUUCCAUUACUUUAUAACUGAUAAAUGCUUGUGUGAUAAAUAGUCUGAAAUAACAUUGUAGAAUUAGUGAAAAUAAGUGGAAUACCAAAGACUUACCUCGGUGAAAUUAAAAGUAACAAAACCUUUAUAGUUUAUUUUAUUUAGUUUUUUUUUAAAUAAACGGUAGAAUGGGUGAAAGGAACGUUGCAUACUAGGUACAAGUAGCGGAGUCUGCAGGAAUUUAAUGUAUUAUAGUACUCAGCAUGAAGGGCCACCAGUAAGGGGGCCACUAUUUGAUUUUUGAGCCGGGGAUGGGUUAUUUUUUUCAUGCAAGAUUUUUUCAGACCUCAUUCGUGCAGGGGCUAUUUUGUUUUGCACAAAAUGUACAGACUUUAGUGACAAUAUUGAUCUACAAGAAUUUUUUCGGCCCUUUGGGCUAUUCAGCUUCGGCUUAUGUAAUGGUUGGCCCCGAAAGGUAUCACUACCUUAGAUUUGGAGCCUGAAUUUUUUUAGUAGAGUGAGAACACCCGCUCUGAACGAAUACACAUCGCAGCGGCCCAGCUGCCUUUUAGAAUCAAUAGAGAGGCUCUACCAAUCCUCGUUUAUCUUUUAUACCGGUCCUCAAAGCCAUUACACACAGAGAAAGCUGGGUCCAAAGGCACCGGAAUGGCUCGAAAAUCGCACGGCAAGAUUACACCUUAAGGAAGAUAUGGACGAGGAAACGAGGGCGGAGGGAAAGGAGCGACAAAGAACGGCAUUACAGAGCUUUGCGAAAGAUUUUGGACGGGGUGUACGACAGCAACGAACGAGAGGGAAGACCAAAGAAAGAACUGGUACACUUCCACUUGCUCUGAGUAUGUUCAGAAGAAAUGCGUCGGCACAUGGAGAAGUCGAUCUGCUGAAAGAGGUUCAAGGGAGUGAAGGACAAACUACAGUUCAAGACGCAGCCGAAGAAUAUGAGAUUAUUUAUUCAAAAGGCUACGUAGUUGCUCUCAAGCACAAUUACAAGAGGUUUAUCAUUCCUUUCUUCCUUGCAGUCCUUUUAAAAGAUCUCCACCAUAACGCUGGGUGA
This is a messenger RNA of Porites lobata, 1360 nucleotides long. NCBI's taxonomy places the organism in Eukaryota, Metazoa, Cnidaria, Anthozoa, Scleractinia, Poritidae. The record is from the annotation of a GenBank genome assembly.